This is a messenger RNA of Arachis ipaensis, 3833 nucleotides long. RefSeq names its product DNA-directed RNA polymerase 1B, mitochondrial. The record is from RefSeq and is a predicted model, not a curated record. Gene Ontology annotation, cellular component: mitochondrial DNA-directed RNA polymerase complex. Lineage: Eukaryota; Viridiplantae; Streptophyta; Magnoliopsida; Fabales; Fabaceae. Gene Ontology annotation, molecular function: DNA-directed RNA polymerase activity; DNA binding. Gene Ontology annotation, biological process: mitochondrial transcription.
AAGGAAACAACAGCGGAAGAAAGAUGAGAUAGGUUUUAUGAAGGGUUUAGAGAGUUCCUCUUGAAGGCUUUAGAGGCGGCUGCUACUUCUUGCGCCUCUCACUCACCACAUUCUAACUUAUUUUCUCGGGAAAAUCCCCCCGUCACUUUCUCAUGACCCAAACACCAUCAACCUGCAACUAAGCUCUCUCGAUCUCACGCUUCCAUCAUCGCAAAAAUGUGGACCUACUUAGCUAAGCGAGCUUCCUCAACGAAGUUCAAGCUACCCUCCGAAUCCUUCUACUUACCUUCAUCUUCCAAUUCCCGAAGUUUUUCUCGGCAUUUGAAUUUUCCCGAGAAAAUUAAAGCCGCUAGGACCCAGAUACUACCAGGGUUCCAGUUUUUGGGUUUCGUUAAAGUUGGAGUCUUUGCACCGAGAAACGAACUUUGUGGAUCCAAUUUUUCGUUUUCUGAGGAACACUUUGGUUUUUCUAAGUACUUGAAGUUAGCUAGAUAUUAUGGUAGCGCUGCUGAGGCUAUUGAAUCCACUACUGAUACGGAAGAUGAUUGUCCCACUUCCAAUGAGGUUCAGAAAUUGUUGGAGCAUAUGUUGAAGGAAGAAGAGAAGGGAAAAGCAAAAGCCCAAGUGGAAACGAAGAACGGUGGUGUUGAAGGCAUGGCUAACUACAAGUUCAAGAUGCUUCGGAAGAGGCAGAUAAAGGUGGAGACUGAGGCAUGGGAAGAGGCAGCUAAAGAGUAUCAGGAGCUAUUGGAUGACAUGCGUGAGCAGAAGCUUGCACCCAAUCUGCCUUACAUGAAAUCGUUAUUCCUUGGUUGGUUUGAGCCUUUGAGGAAUGCAAUUGCAGCUGACCAAGAGUAUUCCAAACGCAAUGUGCAUAGGUUGAGCCAUGCUCCUUAUUUCAAUGAGUUGCCCGCGGAGAUGAUGGCUGUGAUCACAAUGCACAAGUUGAUGGGGUUGUUGAUGACCAACAGUAAUGGAGUAGGCAGUGCCAGAGUGAUCCAAGCUGCUUGUCAAAUAGGUGAAGCCGUUGAACAUGAGGCAAAGAUAUACAGAUUUAUGGAGAAGACAAAAAACACGAAGAGUGCAAAUGCUGACAAGCCUGAUGGAGGAUGUGCUCCUGAAUCCAUAGAAACGGGCAAACUGAAGGAAGAGAAAGAGAAAAUGGCUAAGGACCAGAAGAGACUCAGGAAAAAGGUUUCCAUGUUGAUGAAAAAACAGAAGCAGAAGCAAGUGUUGGGAAUAGUUCGGGGUCUAGAUGCUUCAAAGCCUUGGGGACAGGAAGGUCAAGUAAAGGUUGGUUCUCGUUUGAUGCAAUUGUUAAUAGAAUCAGCUUACAUUCAACCGCCUGCUAAUGAAAUUGGAGAUGCUCCACCAGAUAUAUACCCUGCAUUUAAGCAUACUCUUAGAACUGUGACAAGUGAUUCUCAGAGUAGGAGAUAUGGUGUUAUUGAAUGUGACCCACUGGUGCUCAAGGGCCUUGAGAAGACUGCUAGGCAUAUGGUCAUGCCCUACAUGCCAAUGCUGGUUCCACCUAUUAACUGGACAGGGUAUGACAAAGGAGCAUACUUGUUUUUGCCAUCAUAUGUUAUGAGAAUACAUGGAGCAAAACAGCAACGCGAAGCAGUUAAACGGGCUCCAAGGUGUCAACUUGAGCCUGUUUUUGAGGCCCUUAAUACUCUUGGCAGCACCAAAUGGAGGAUAAACAAAAGGGUGCUCAAUGUUAUAGAUCAAAUAUGGGCUAACGGGGGAUGUCUUGCUGACUUGGUGGAUCGGGAAGAUGUUCCCCUUCCAGAAGAACCAGAUACAGAGGAUGAAUCAGAAAUCCGAAAAUGGAAGUGGAAGGUCAAAGCUGCCAAGAAGGAGAAUAAUGAGAGACAUUCACAACGAUGUGACAUUGAGCUUAAACUUGCCGUUGCACGAAAGAUGAAGGAUGAAGAUGGCUUCUAUUAUCCUCACAAUCUUGAUUUCCGUGGGCGUGCAUAUCCCAUGCACCCACAUUUGAACCAUCUCGGUUCUGAUCUAUGUCGAGGUGUACUCGAGUUUGCAGAGGGGCGACCUCUGGGAAAGUCGGGAUUGCACUGGUUGAAAAUACAUCUGGCAAAUUUGUAUGCCGGUGGUGUGGACAAGUUAUCUUAUGAGGGCCGGAUAGCAUUUACCGAGAACCACGUGAAUGAUAUAUUUGAUUCUGCAGACAGACCACUAGAAGGAAAUCGUUGGUGGUUGCAAGCAGAGGAUCCUCUUCAGUGUUUGGCAGCAUGUAUCAAUCUCUCUGAAGCAUUGAGAAGCCCCAAUCCUGAGGCUACAAUUUCUCAUAUGCCUGUGCACCAGGAUGGUUCUUGCAAUGGCUUACAACACUAUGCAGCACUUGGCAGGGACAAGUUGGGAGCUGCUGCGGUUAAUCUUGUUUGUGGAGACCAGCCUGCAGAUGUGUAUUCGGGCAUUGCUGCCAGAGUUCUAGAAAUAAUGAAGAGGGAUGCAGAGAAAGAUCCUAAAACUAAUCCCAAUGCAUUGCAUGCUAAGUGUCUGAUCAGCCAGGUGGACCGAAAACUGGUGAAACAGACAGUGAUGACUUCAGUCUAUGGAGUAACUUAUAUUGGGGCCCGAGACCAGAUCAAACGUAGGCUAAAGGAGCGUUGUGCCAUUGAGGAGGAUUCAGAGCUGUUUGCUGCUGCUUGCUAUGCUGCAAAAACAACUCUCACUGCCUUAGAGGAGAUGUUUGAGGCCGCAAGAAGUAUCAUGGGCUGGCUAGGUGAUUGUGCUAAGGUGAUAGCUACCACAAACCAAGCGGUUCGGUGGACUACUCCCCUCGGGCUUCCUGUAGUACAACCGUACCGACAAUUAGGAAGACAUCUUAUCAAGACUUCCCUUCAGAUAUUGACAUUACAACGUGAGACUGACAAGGUCAUGGGUAAAAGGCAGAGAACAGCUUUUCCACCGAAUUUCGUUCACUCUCUUGAUGGUUCUCACAUGAUGAUGACUGCAGUUGCUUGUAAAAAAGCAGGGUUGAACUUUGCAGGGGUGCAUGAUUCGUAUUGGACGCAUGCAUGUGAUGUUGAUGAUAUGAACAGGAUACUUAGGGAGAAGUUCGUCGAACUCUAUGAGGCUCCAGUAUUAGAAAAUUUGCUUGAGAGUUUUGAGAAGAAUUUCCCAACCUUGAAGUUUCCUCCCUUACCGGAGCGAGGAGACUUUGAUCUCCGAGAGGUUCUGGAGUCUCCUUAUUUUUUCAACUAGACUCGAACCUAAACGCGAGUUGCCUAUCUAAUUAUAAUUCCCCUUGGCUUCAUCCAAUUAUGAUGAAAUUGGUAUUAUACCUAGUUCCUACUAGUCUUGUAUGAGAUUUCAAAAAGCUCAAGAACAAGACAUGAAAGAGGACACAAAAAAUGCAAAGCAAACUUUGGGAUAUGGCAAAUUCAGUGUCCAAUAGGAACCAAGAACUUCCCAACACAAUGCUGAACAGAUAUGCUUUCAUCCAUGAAGAGAUGUCCAAUGCCAAAUCCACUCUGUUUAUAUAACAAGGAAUCACAUGAUCCAACCGGGGAAUCCAUCUCGGUCCGGCGCCACCACCGAAUAUUGAUUUACAGGUUUAGAACCCUGCUUGAAUCAGUUGUAAAAGAAGAUUCAGCAAUAUACAGCAGCCAAUCUGUUUUUUGGUUCAUAGUUGAUAACACUGCUGAAUAGUGAUCAUUCUAAGUACCAAGGAGAUUUUCAUCAGAUGUGCAUGCUUCAGAAGAACCAAUUUCUUUUCUUUGUUUUUGCUUCUUAUAUAGGUUUGUAUUUUUAGUUUGAUUGUUAUUCUUUUUGUGGAUGAUGGGGAGAGGAGAAAAGAUGAGAAA